This is a messenger RNA of Colletotrichum phormii, 783 nucleotides long. RefSeq lists its product as uncharacterized. The transcript is spliced from 2 exons. Lineage: Eukaryota; Fungi; Ascomycota; Sordariomycetes; Glomerellales; Glomerellaceae. Bases 155 to 709 code for a protein of 184 amino acids. The record is from RefSeq and is a predicted model, not a curated record.
GCAUUUUGUGGCGUACACGUGAUGAGACUAAUCCCUUCCCCUCACCCAUUCAGCUUAUCUCACCAUUGACAUCAGAGCUGAAUCUCAUUCUUACUCACGUUUCGUAUGAAACCUCACAACAACAUCGUGAGCACCCUCUCACUCCACCGCAACAAUGGGCCCCAUAUUCACCGGGCUCAUCGCUCUACCGCUCCUCUGGAUUACGUCUCAAUUAUGGAACCUUUACACAAACUACAGAGCAGCUCUUACCGUAGGCCUACCGAUAAUAAUAUGCCCUUAUGACCCAGAAAAUCUCAUCUACGUCGUCGCCUCUGUCCCCCUCCGCCCUCUCUUCAAACGCCUCCUCCCCGCAACCUUCUUCGCCACCGUAGAACUCACCAUCGUGGGCUGGGAGUUCCGCGACAAGUCCGCCGUCCACGAUCGCAUCGGCCCGGCUUUCAUGCUCGUCACCACGGGCCUCAACCAGCUCAUCUGCGCCGACCCGACCAUGGCGCACGCCAUCUUGAACGGCCGUCGGGAGUUUGUCCAGCCGGAUAUCGUGUGCAAGGUCAUGGGGUUCUUGGGUUCUAACAUCUUGACUGUGAGUUCAGUGUAUUUCACAGAUUUCAGUCCCAGUUUUAAGCCUCUAUGGAUGGGCUUUGACGGACGAACAAGACCUAGUGAUGCUGCGCUUAUCUCCCAUCACCGAAGUUCACUUCACCGAAAGUGAGAGAAGGUCUGUAAGCUGACUGUUGGAUUCACAGGUGGAAAAGGAAAAUACUCGAGUAUCGUGGGUAGCAACGA